Molecule: messenger RNA, 711 nt
Organism: Aspergillus ruber CBS 135680
Lineage: Eukaryota; Fungi; Ascomycota; Eurotiomycetes; Eurotiales; Aspergillaceae
Product: glutathione S-transferase family protein
Exons: 3
Coding region: 1-711 (236 amino acids)
Source: RefSeq, a predicted model, not a curated record
AUGUCCUCCAACAUUACUCUUUACACUUGGCCGACGCCCAAUGGUGUGAAAGCCUCAAUUACCCUCGAGGAAUUGAAUAUACCCUACAAAACCGAAGGCAUUAACAUCAGCACCAAUAUCCAGAAAGAAGACUGGUUCCUGAAGAUCAAUCCCAAUGGUCGUAUUCCCGCAAUCCUCGAUGGAAGUCAACGCGUCUUCGAAAGCGGUGCUAUUAUGCUCUACUUGACAGACAAGUACGACAAGGAAAGGAAUAUCAGUUAUGCACCGGGAACAUCUGAAUAUGUGGAGGAGCUAUCUUGGCUCAUGUUUCAAAUGGGUGGUGUUGGCCCCAUGCAGGGUCAAGCCAACCAUUUCAGACUCUUCGCUGGAGCCCGAUCCGACUACGGCAUUAACCGCUAUAUAAGCGAGACGAAGCGUUUGUACGAAGUUCUUGAGUCUCGUCUGAAGGAGAGUCCCUACCUGGCGGGUUCGAAAUACACUAUUGCGGAUAUCGCCAACUAUUCGUGGGUCCGAAGCGCACCGGUUGCUCUGGGGAUCGACCUAGCAGAAUGGCCCGCAUUGAAGAAGUGGAAGGAGGAGAUUGAGAAGCGGGAUGCUGUUCUGAAGGGAGUUGAUGUCCCCAAGAGAGAUAUCACGCCUGAGCAAAUGGCGGAAAAUUUUAAGAAUUCUCGUGCUAGGAUUGAUGGAAUGACAAACUCGGACCAGCAUUGA